GUGAGAGAGUAGGAGGAGCGCUUCAUGCUGAACAUCUCUCACCACCCCAAAAAAAAAUAGCAUAAGAAAGGAACUGAGAUACUCCGAAAGAGAAAAUACAGACGCAGAAGUGCGCUUCAUAGUCCAACCAAUGGCUCCUUGGACAAAAACAAACACUGAAAGAUAUGGAGUCGUUAAGUGGAAUUUCAUCGCCAAAGCGGAGAAGCAGUUGUCGCUGGUUAUCGGGGAUGCGGUGUACAUUGAAGAGUCAUGCGAAGGAUGGUUCAAAGGUUACACAGUCAAGAACAAGGAGAGGAAGGGAGCGUUUCCAGCCAGCUUUAUAGAGCUGAAGGAGGUCAUCAUCGAAAAGAGAGGUGAUGAGGAGAUCAUCAUGUCUGCUGAGAUGCCCCUGGUGAAGGAGGUCACCACCACACUCAGAGAAUGGGGCAGCAUCUGGAAACACCUCUAUGUGCUGUCCAGCAAGAAGGAGCGCUUCGUUCAGGUGCAGCGUCUGAUGUGGGAUCUGAUGGAGUGGCGUUCGCAGCUCCUGUCCGGGACUCUGCCCAGCGACGAGUUCAAGGAGCUCAAGCAGAAAGUCACCUCCAAGAUCGACUAUGGAAAUAAGAUCUUGGAGCUGGAUGUGGUUGUGCGGGACGUCAAUGGGAAUAUUCUGGACCCGGAGCGAGCCAGCGUCAUCAGCCUCUUCAGAGCACACGAGGACGCCACGGCUAAGAUCACCGAGAGGAUUAAAGAGGAACAGUCUAAUGUUCAGAUGGAGAGUUCAGGAGUGUCUGCGCGCAUACAGUUGUCUCCCACACACAGUCUUUAUGUGUUUGUGCGCAACUUUGUGUGUCGCAUCGGGGAGGAUUCAGAGCUCUUCAUGUCUCUGUACGACCCCAACAAACAGACAAACAUCAGUGAGAAUUAUUUGGUCCGGUGGGGAGAUAAAGGUUUACCGAAGGACAUCGAGAUGCUCAACAACCUGAAAGUGGUUUUUACAGAUCUGGGGAACAAAGACCUGAACCGAGAGAAGAUUUACCUGAUCUGUCAGAUUGUGCGCGUGGGCCGAAUGGAGCUGAAAGAUAACAAUAACAAGAAAUGCACGAUGGGUCUGCGGAGGCCGUUCGGCGUCGCUGUGAUGGACAUCAGUGACAUCAUCAAAGGGAAGACAGAAUGUGACGAAGAGAAGCAAUAUUUCAUUCCCUUUCAUCCGGUCAUCGCUGAGAACGACUUCUUACACACUCUGCUGAAUAAAGUGACGACGACGCGUGGUGACAGUGGAGGACAAGGUCUGUGGGUCACCAUGAAGGCUCUAGUGGGCGAUAUCGUCCAGAUCCGUAAGGAAUAUCCGCAUUUGGUGGACCGCAGCACUGUGGUGGCCCGGAAGCUGGGAUUCCCUGAGAUCAUCAUGCCGGGCGACAUCCGCAACGACAUCUACCUCACGCUGCACUCCGGCGACUUCGACAAGUACAACAAAACCACGCAAAAGAACGUGGAGGUCAUCAUGCUGGUGUGUGACGAGGACGGCAAGGUGGUGCCUAACUCAAUCUGUCUGGGAGCUGGAGAUCGACCUGUAAACGAGUAUAAAUCCGUCAUUUAUUACCAGAUCAAACAACCUCGCUGGAUGGAAACAUUUAAGGUGGCGAUCCCGCUGGAGGAGAUGCCCAGAAUUCACCUGCGCUUCAUGUUUCGUCAUCGAUCUUCACAAGAGUCAAAGGAUAAGAGUGAAAGGAACUUUGCGAUGGCGUUUGUGCGUCUGAUGAAGGAGGACGGAACUGUUCUGAGAGACGGCAUACAUGAUCUCACUGUAUUUAAGGGCGACAGUAAGCGUAUGGAGGAAGUGAGCAUGUACCUGCCUCUGGCGUCGGAGCGCAGUACCUCAGACUGCCACAAGGGGUCGACGCUGAUGCGCAGCUCCAGCAGUGUCGGGGGUCUGUCUGUGAGCUCCAGAGACAUCUUCACCAUCUCAACACUCGUCUGCUCCACCAAACUCACACAGAACGUGGGUUUGUUGGGUCUGCUGAAGUGGAGAACUCGUCCUGAGAUGCUGAAGAAGAACCUGCAGGAGCUCAAACUCAUCGACGGAGAAGAAGUUGUGAAGUUUCUGCAGGACACUCUGGAUGCUCUGUUCAACAUCAUGAUGGAACAUUCUCAGACUGACGACUAUGAUAUUUUGGUGUUUGACGCUCUGAUUUAUAUCAUCGGUCUGAUCGCUGACAGAAAGUUCCAGCAUUUUAACACAGUUUUGGAGGCUUACAUUAAACAGCACUUCAGCGCCACACUGGCUUACAAGAAGCUGAUGUCGGUGUUGAAGACUUAUCUGGAUGUGUCGAGUCGCGGCGAGGCCUGUGAACCCAUCCUGAGGACACUUAAAGCUCUGGAGUACAUCUUCAAAUUCAUCGUCCGCUCUAGAAUGCUCUAUUCACAACUCUAUGAAGGCAAAGAACAGGCUGAGUUUGAAGAAUCUCUCAAAAGUUUAUUCGAGUCCAUCAAUAACCUGAUGAAAAGCGACUACACCACUACACUACUGCAGCAGGUGGCUGCUCUGAAGUAUUUACCAACAGUCCUGCAAGAUGUGGAGACCGUUUUUAAUGCUAAACUCCUCAGUAAGCUGUUGUAUGAUUUCUACACCUGUAUCCCUCCGGAUAAACUACAGAAACACAAAGUGAGCUCCAUGACUGAGAUAGUGGGCAGCAGACUCUUCCAUAGACAAGACUGCCGUGAUGUGCUGUUACCCAUGAUGCUUCGGGAACUGGCAGGGGGUCUGGCGUUGAUGGAGGGACUUCAGGAUGAGAAGAAAAACAGCAUCGAACUGCUCAACAACAUCCUGGAGGUGCUCAGCCGCAGCGACGUGGGGGACACAUUUCAGCACAUUCAGGACAUCGUGUCGUCUCUGCUGAGGACAAUAAACCGCACAGUCAUCACCAUGGGCCGGGAACACACUCUUAUUGUGAGUUACACACACCUGAUCCUCUCUAUUGCCUUUUCUCUUGCUCCCUUUUUGGUCUCACUAUCAUUAUGGCUCAUUAAAGGUGAUUUAAACACAAAACAAAACGUUUAAAAUACACAGUUUUAUUGACGUCAUCUUAAAUAUCUCAAUUACAAACAGGUGGAGGGGGAGUGCAUUGUGGGAAAUGGAGUUGUAGACUAUUCAGAAUAUCGGCGUAUAAAAAUACAUUGAUUAUAAUAUUUGUUAUUCUAUAUAUCUGUCUAUAUAUAUAUAUACUGUAUGUUUUCAAGUCUGGACAUGAAGACAGGACAGGUAGGAAGACGUGUGUUUAAACCAGAGCAUGUGAUAUUCCUACAACAAGUGUUGGUCUGUUUGAGAAAGUGUGUAUUCAUUAUGAGGAAUCGACCAUGUUUGGGAACAACGAACAUUUACACUUCUUUAUGUGAGAUUGUGUGGAAGAUAGUGGUCUGCAUUAAUGGGUUGUUCAUGUCAUAGUAAAAUUAACAUAAUUACUACUGUGCUGUUUUUGUUUGACUCGUAUUUUACAAGUUGGAAACUCACAAUUUAAUAAAACACACACUUGACUCAUGUGAAAUGAAAAAACGUUGCAGCAUCUUUAAUUAUAGGCAAACAACUAUUAGAUGAGCUAUACCCAAAUAUUUAAUAGUUUUAUUAUAGCUAAUAGGGAAUAUUGAGGCUAAUUUAAGUAGCAUACCUGUCAACCCUCCUGUUUUUCCCGGGAUUCUCUCGUAUUUUACAGUUCUACCCUGCUAUCAUCCCGUAU
Molecule: messenger RNA, 3713 nt
Organism: Danio rerio (zebrafish)
Lineage: Eukaryota; Metazoa; Chordata; Actinopteri; Cypriniformes; Danionidae
Source: RefSeq, a predicted model, not a curated record